AUGUCAGCAUCCUCAGCAGUUCAGCAGUUGGUCCUCUACAGUUACUGGCGAAGCUCAUGCUCGUGGCGUGUUCGCUCCGUUCUGGCUUUGAAGGCCAUUCCCUACGAGUACCGGGCAGUGUCACUGUACACCGGCGAGCAGCACAGUGAGGCAUUCAAGACAGUCAAUCCGGCGGGAAUGGUGCCCACACUGCUGGUGCCCACUAAGGACGGCAAACACGAAACGCUCUUUGAGUCACUGGCCAUCAUCGACUACCUCGAGCAGACGCAUCCACAGCCGUCCAUCUACCCGACAGACCCCAUUCAGCGGGCCAAGGUGAUCGCCGUCGUGGAGAGCAUCGUCAGCGGCAUUCAGCCGCUGCAGAACCUUGGGCCGAUGAACAAGGCGGCGGAGUUUGCCGGCGGCAGCAAGGCAAAGGCCGUCGAGUGGAACCAGUACUGGAUCAGCACUCGCUUCGCCACCCUCGAGGGCAUUCUCCAGGGCCUCUCAGGGCGGUACACCGUCGGCGACCAGCUCACACUGGCGGACAUCUGUCUGGUGCCCCAGGUGUACAAUGCUCUGCGCUACAACGUACAACUGGACAGCUAUCCGCUGAUCAAGCGACUGUACGAGCAACUGCUCGCCACCGAAGAGUGCAUCAUCAAGGCGAAGCCAGAGAACCAGGUUGACUCGGACGACUUUAAGGAAAGAAAGCUGGCCGGCUACUGA
Messenger RNA from Rhagoletis zephyria (snowberry fruit fly), 708 nucleotides. The record is from RefSeq and is a predicted model, not a curated record. NCBI's taxonomy places the organism in Eukaryota, Metazoa, Arthropoda, Insecta, Diptera, Tephritidae.